GAAAGGCUGACGUUAGCUCACUUGUGUUGUCGGAAUUUAACAGUGUGACAUCCAGCGGAAGUACACGAGCGCUAGCAGGGUUAGUUGUGUGCAAUUUCACAGGUGAUUCAUCAUUUAUAAUAAGCAAAAAUGUCUUCAGUUGACUAUUUGAGAGAGUUUGUCAUCGAGCGACUAACUGCUGCUGCUGAAGAAAUAUUCGGAGUUUUCGAAAAAACUAUCGUCGAGUACGAGGAAGAGAUCGACCGUCAGCGCAGACUGCUGGAUGUCGUUUGGAAACCUGAAAUAAAGUUACUCCGGAUAGAGCUCCCACAGCAUCAUGUCUCUAAGGAGGAGGAGGAGGAGGUUCCCGCUGAGCAGCAGCUCUGUAUUCAGGAGAGGAGCUCCAGUCUGGACCAAGAGGAGCCGGAGCCUCCACAGAUUAAAGAGGAACAGGAGGAACUCUGCACCAGUCAGGAGGAAGAGCAGCUUGAACUGAAGCAGGAGACUGAUGCCUUCGUGUUGACUCCUACCUAUGAGGAAAGUGACCACAGUGAACCGGAGCCAAACACAGACCACCAGCUCUUCUCUCACACCUCUCAUGUAGCUGAAAGCCAAGAUCAGAAAGGGGGUGAGCAUGGAGACUCUGGAUCAACUAUAAAUACAGAACAAGGUAACAGUGUAAACGCCUGUAACCUGUCAACGAUUCACUGUAACACUCACACAAGUACAAAGGCUUUCAAAUGUGACACAUGUGGGAAAGCUUUUAAAUAUAAGUCAGAUUUUCAAAGACACCGGAUGAUACACACAGAUAAGAAGCCAUAUUCAUGCAACACCUGUGGGAAAACUUUUAUCCGGGCAUCAUCCUUGAACGCUCAUGUGAGAGUUCAUACAGGUGAGAAGCCAUAUUCUUGCAAUGUGUGUGGCAAAAGAUUUAGUCAGACAUCAACACUGAACACUCAUAAAAGAAUCCAUACUGGUGAGAAGGCAUAUUCAUGCAACACGUGUGGGAAAAGAUUCGUUCACGUAUCAAUAUUGAAUGCUCAUCAAAGAGUCCAUACAGGUGAGAAGCCCUAUCCGUGCAUCACCUGUGGGAAAAGAUUCAGUCGGACAUCAACAUUGAACACUCACUUAAUAGUCCAUACAGAUGAGAAGCCGUAUUCAUGCAACACGUGUGGGAAAAGAUUCAGUCGGACGAAACUACUGAACUCUCAUUUAAGAGUCCAUACCGGUGAGAAACCAUAUUCUUGCAAAAUGUGUGGGGAAAGAUUCAGUUGGACAUCACAAUUGAAGAGACAUAUAGUAACCCAUUCAGGUGAGAAGCCAUAACAGCAACACCUGUAGGGAAAUAUUCAAAGCAAUGUUUGAAUUGGAAAGGCAUGAAAGAGUGCAUAGACAAAUUGCUUUCUUUCUGAACCCGAAUGAGGAACCACUUGUGUGCAAGACUUGUGGGAAAAGAUUUAGCUUGAGAUCACCAUUGAAGGCCCAUAUAACAAUGAGAAGCCAUAACGGCAACACCUGUGGGGAAAAUAGUCUUUGGAUUGUUUGAAUAAGUAGUAGUUUUCUAUUUGUACCGACACAAGUGAGUGACCACAUGAAUGCAGCACUUGAAAGGUUUUUCUCAAAUCUCCUACCAGACACAACAAUCCAUAAACAGGACAAACCAUCAACCCCUCUGGACGAGCAUUCAUCCACUUACUGUAAAUGAAUACACCUUUGUAAUAGCAAGAUUUCUGUUUUUGUAUAUAAAGCAUUUCUUAUAAAGAAGAGGUCCCCAUAUCUUAUUGUAAUGAGGUAGUGCAUCGUCAGCAGUGUCACAUUUUGUUAAACUAACCUGCUUUUUCCCUUCAUGUUACUGUAUCAAUCAUAUUUCUGAUAUUUGUGAAACAAUUGCAUAAUUGCAUAGAUAAUUGCAUUUGUUGCAUAGUGAGUGCCUAAUUCCUUUUACAUUUUUUACCUGUUAAAUGUAUUUUCUUUUUUACAAUUUUUGCACACUUUCUCAGUCACAUAAGUUGACUUUGAACUCUGAUGUUAAGGCUGAGAAAUACUACCAUCUACUGGUGUUGGGUCACUUAUGUUUUUUGUCUGCAACAUCAGAUUUACUUUUAUAUUUUUGUGUAUAUUGUAAUUGCAUCAACUCGAUAUGGUUUUUGUUAUUUGGGAUAUUUUGAGGUGACACAAAUACAAAUUGUAGAUUAUAACAGUGUUGUCAUUGAAUCAGCCUAAAUAAUGAAUACAAUGAUCAGUGCCUCAUGUACAGUAUGUAUUCUAAUGACAAAGCUUGGUUUGGCGAUGAUGUCAAAAUACCAGAUUCAAACGGAAGUCUAAACCCAUAAGCACUGUUUAUAAAAGCUGCAGAUGGGUGUAACUGUCAUCGCAAAUAAAAGUAGUCAAAAAAAAAAAAAAAAGUUCUCUUCAGAGGGUUAAGUUAUAACAUGCAUGAGGUGUUUUAAUGUUGCAGCUCACAAACUGUAGGUUAAGUUAAAGUUUGAUUUGAUACAGUUGGUUUGAUCAGUGGAGCUUCCUCAUAUUGAACAAACACGUAUGCAGUGGUUUAAUGUAACUACAUGUACUCUGUAUUUAUGUAUAACAUUAAUUGUCCUCAGGUGGCCAAGAUUGCAUGUACAUUCCGCAAAAUAAAAAUCAAUUUUGAGGUG
This is a messenger RNA of Perca flavescens (yellow perch), 2633 nucleotides long. RefSeq names its product zinc finger protein 239-like. Bases 130 to 1305 code for a protein of 391 amino acids. The transcript is spliced from 2 exons. NCBI's taxonomy places the organism in Eukaryota, Metazoa, Chordata, Actinopteri, Perciformes, Percidae. The record is from RefSeq and is a predicted model, not a curated record. Gene Ontology annotation, biological process: regulation of transcription by RNA polymerase II. Gene Ontology annotation, molecular function: RNA polymerase II cis-regulatory region sequence-specific DNA binding; DNA-binding transcription factor activity, RNA polymerase II-specific.